AUGAAGCGAUCAAAAAAAUAUAGGAACAGUGUCCUUUUAAACAGUAACUCAAAAAAAUCUAGAUCUCAGUCGGAUAUCGCGACUAGUGCUGGGACGUUACACAUAGAUCAAAUACAUAGUCAUGGGUCAUCUAAUCACGGUGAUUCUGAAGAAGAUAUACAUCCUAAUGUGUUACUUGAGCAAUUAUUAACCGAUAAAUUAGAAAAGAUGGUUGAAAAGUUUUGUGGUGAUUCACGGCCGUUGCGGAAUGUUUCGGGUGAGAAAAUUAUACCUACGUUUGAUCCGGAUAAUUAUGACACUAAUAUUAAAAAUUGGUUGGCAAAAAUUGAUCAAUUAGGUAUGGUUCACAAAUGGAAUGACUACUCUAAAAUAGUCAUAAUGCAAACUCGUCUUGUAGGCCAAGCUCAGUUAUGGUUUAGUCGUCUUGACGAAUAUAAUUAUACUUGGGAUCAAUGGAAAUCUUUAUUGAUCAAAGCAUUUCCUAGAAGUUUCGAGUAUGCUGACAUGUUAGAAGAAUUAGUAUCCAGGAAAAAGUUGCAUAAUGAAACAAUCACACAUUAUUAUCAUGAUAAAUUAGCAAUGUGUCAUCGCUGUAGACUUGACGACGCCGCCUCUCUCUCUUGUUUAAUUAAAGGGCUGCCACACGAUUUACAAAAUAAUGCAAAAGCAUUUAAAUGUGAAACCCCUGAACAAUUCUAUUCAGGUUACUUGUCCGCUUUUGAGAAUUAUAAAAAUAAACCGGAUCUGAGAAAAGUAGAAUCGACCAACAUAAGUUAUACACGUAAUAAUAGAUUAGAAGCGGAGAAGCGAAAUUCUGAUUUAGCCAUACCAACCACAUCACGUCCCUGGCCACCAUCGACCUCCCGGCGAAUGAAUUGCUUUAGAUGUAAUUCUACUGAGCAUAUGGUUAAAGAUUGCCCUGUUCCGGAUAGGAGAGUGUGUAGAUUUUGUUCUGAAACCGGACAUAAUAUAAAUCGUUGCCCCAAAAUAGAAAAUAUGAUGAAUAAAUCGAAGGGCCAAUCCGUGUCGAUAAAUUUAGUGCAAAACUUAAAUGAUAUUUAUAAAAAAAGCGUGGAGGUAGCGGGAAGAAUUUUUUCUGGUUAUUUGGAUACUGGAGCACAGUUAAAUGUAAUAUCCUUAAGUGCAAUUAAAAUAUUAAAUUAUGACGUACGACCAACAGAUGCAUUGCUAAAAGGAUUUACUGGAAAUACAGUGCCGGCUAUGGGCCGAGUAAAUCUAACAAUGACUAUUGAUGGUCUGAGUUUCAAUACCACAGCAGUGGUGACGCAUACGAAGCUGCCUGCCGAGGUUGAUAUACUGAUCGGACAACCUGUAAUUAACUCUGAAGGCAUAUCACUCGUCACAACUCAGAAUUCAGCUCUAUUGAAAGAGAAUAAUGUGUACGAUGAUAGUUUCUCUGGAAAAUAUAAAGUAACAAGCUGUUCAGACGUUCAAAUUCAACCACAGGAAUCCAUAUUUGUGGAAGUUAAUAUUGUGGGGAACAGCCCUGCUUGUGAUGUUUGUACUUCACCGAGAGUCCAUGACUUAAACAACAAAUACUUCGUGGUACCUGCUGCCUUACUAACUGGACAAAAUGGAUAUUUACGCAUUUACAACAUGGGACGAGAACAUUUAAAAUGGAGGAAAGGCGACUUAGUUACACGAGCUGCGCCGUGUGAAAUUAUGCAAAACGAGUCAGCGGAGAAGCGGGUGGGAGGUUGUAACAAUGCAAAACUACAUGCAAAUAAAAUGAAGAGGUCUGAGUUAAUACAAGUCAACAACAUAACAAAUCUUACAUCAGCUAACACUCUUGAGCAUUUACGUACCUUAAAACUUGCAAGUACACCGGUUCCUGACAUAGCUGUAGGCGAUUUAUGUGACUAUGACCAAUGUCAAUUGUUUGAGCUGUUACUGAACUACCAAGAUUGUUUUGCUGCUAAUUCACAUGAUCUCGGAGUAACGAAUUUAUCGGAAAUGACUAUUGAGUUGACUUCGAAGACUCCAGUGUUUCAUAAGCCAUAUAGGUUAGGGUAUAAAGAACUCGAAAUUGUACGAGCCAAGGUUAAGGACUUACUGGAUGCAGGAAUCAUUAGAGAGUCGCAGUCUAAUUACGCAUCACCAGUUGUCCUAGUAAAGAAAAAUAAUGGAGAUAGUCGGCUUUGUAUUGAUUACCGAGCACUCAACGCUAUUACCGUCAAAGAUCGAUUCCCUUUACCUCAAAUCGACGAUCAAUUGAAUAAGUUAUCAGGCAAGUGCUUUUAUACCAGUUUAGAUUUGGCACAAGGCUACCAUCAAAUUCCACUAGCGAGUGAAUCUACGAAGUUCACAGCCUUCAUUACCCCAGAAGGGCAAUGGGAGUAUACACGGGUCCCUUUUGGAUUAGCCAAUGGACCGGCGGUGUUUCAAAGGACUAUCUAUAAACUACUGGGAUCAUUACGUUAUGAGGAUGUUUUAACUUUUAUGGACGAUUUAUUACUACCAUCAUUAGAUGUUAACAAAGGCCUGUUGAUAUUGGAAGAAGUUUUGCAGCUUUUGAGGAAGGCUAAUCUAAAGUUAAAUUUGAAGAAGUGUGCGUUCCUCAAAACUGAAAUAAAUUAUUUGGGACAUGUGGUAACACCUCACGGAAUACAGCCCGGUGAUAGAAAAUUAGACGCUAUGACGAAUUUCCCUACGCCUAAGAAUGUCCAUCAAGUACGACAAUUUAUGGGAUUAUGUUCGUAUUUUCGAAAAUUUAUCCACAACUUCGCAAUUAUAGCAAGACCUCUUACUGAAUUAACUAAGAAGAAUGUGAGUUGGAAUUGGGGAGACGAAAAAAAUUGCGCCUUUUCGAAAUUAAAGUUAUUGCUUUCUAAUAAACCGGUCUUAGCGUUACAUAAUCGGAACUAUGACACAGAAAUACAUACAGACGCCUGUAAAUUAGGUAUAGCAGGCAUACUUCUUCAGAAACAACCAAGCGGUGAGCUCAAACCCGUAUUAUAUUUUAGUAGGGUAACAACAAAAGAAGAAAUGAUUUACCAUAGUUACGAGUUGGAAACACUGGCGGUUGUUGAAUCUCUGAAACGUUUUAGGAUCUACAUCACGGGCAUACGUUUUAAGGUCGUAACGGACUGCUCAGCUGUACGGAGUACUCUUACAAAACGAGAUUUGGUACCCAGAAUCGCACGUUGGUGGCUUCAAAUACAAGACUUUGACAUGGAAGUGGUGUAUCGCCCUGGUAUUAAUAUGCGCCACGUUGACGCACUUAGCCGAAAUCCGGUACCUGAAAUUUUAAAUGUGGAAAUCACUGAAGAUUGGUUCUUGACAGCUCAGCUCCAAGAUGAACAGCUACAAUCUAUUUUCCAUCAGCUUAAGAGCGGUAACCCCAACAAUGACUUAAAAAAUAAUUAUUGUAUUAGAGAUCAUCGCAUUUAUCGGAAAACACUUAAUGGCGAACGUCUUGCUGUACCCAAAGCUGCUCGUUGGCGGAUAAUGAAAAUGUUUCACGAUGAUAUCGGUCAUGUAGGCUUAAAAAGAUGCGAAGAAGCUAUUAAGGCAGACUACUGGUUUGCGCGUAUGAGUCGAUUCAUCAAAAAAUAUGUCGGAGCCUGCUUGGAGUGUUUAUUUAAAAAGGGGAAUUAUGGUAAAACCGCUGGAAAGAUUUACCCUAUAUCCAAACCCGAACAGCCUAUGCACACAGUACAUAUAGAUCAUAUGGGUCCGUUUCCUAAAUCCACAAAAGGGAAUCAAUAUAUAUUGGUGAUCAUUGAUUCAUUCACCAAAUUUAUAGCAGUAAAACCAACAAGAAGUACCCGUUCUGUAGAAACAGUCUUAGUAUUACGUGAAAUAUUUGCCAUCCUUGGCUAUCCAAACCGCAUUAUAUCUGAUAGAGGACUAUCCUUCACGAGUAGAUACUUCAAGGAAUUUUGUAUUACUCAUAAAAUUCAUCACACUCUUAACGCUAUAUCUAUACCGCGCGCCAAUGGACAGGUGGAACGGGUUAAUAGGACCUUGCUAGAUGCCUUGCGGACAAGCACACAGAUACCAUCUGCAUGGGAUGCUAAAAUUCCUGAAAUUGUCAUGGGAAUUAAUCACACAAUACAUGAUACAACGAAAUACAGUCCUUACGAACUUAUGUUUGCACACAAGAAAAAUCUAGUCCCUGAUUUAACAGGUAAUAGUCUAGAGAUAUCUUGUAAAGAGAAGCGUAAAAGGGCAAGUGAAAAAAUAAGAAAGAAACAAAAAUAUAUGGAGACCAAGUGUAAUGAAAGUAGAAAAGAAGCUAAGAAAUAUAGAAAGGGAGAAUUAGUGUUGUGGAAUAAUGCGUUCACAAAUUCAGAGACUGGCGUCAGUCGCAAGAUAGAUAAGAUGUAUGCAGGACCUUAUAAAAUUAUUCAAGUGUAUCUUAACGAUCGUUACAAGAUCCGCAGUGUAAAGGGGAUGAAAGGCUAUAAGAGUUUCGUUGCAAUGGUACCAGCUGGCUCAUUGCGGCCGUACAAAAGUUCUAUCGGUUAUGAAACGGAUUCUGCUGAUAGCGAUAAAGAAGUGGUGGAUACGCACGAUCUGAUUGAUUUGUUAGAAAGUUAA
Molecule: messenger RNA, 4563 nt
Organism: Parnassius mnemosyne (clouded apollo)
Lineage: Eukaryota; Metazoa; Arthropoda; Insecta; Lepidoptera; Papilionidae
Source: the annotation of a GenBank genome assembly